GGCAAAACUCCACUCUUCCACUCUUCUCCAUUCUUCUCCACUUGCACUCUUCCCUUCUGGUUUGCUGGCAGGUUCUGCCUCCAGGCUGGACACUGCCGUGGGCCCCUUGGUGCCAGCACAGGUCACCCGUGUCACCGCCGUGUCCGCGCCCGCCGUCACCCUGGUGGCCACCAACCUGAUGGAGCAGGCACGAGCAGAUCGUGGCAAGGACCCGAGCAGAGGCUCCUGCCCCCCGACGCUGAUCCUGCACACCGAGAGGAAGAGUGUCCCCACGGGCAGUGACAGGGACAAGGAUCCCUCCUUCAAGCUCCUGAGCGAGGCUGAUGGUGCUGCCAAGGGGAACAAGCCCGUGGCAUCCACCCCAGUGCCAGGAUCCCCGUGGUGUGUGGUCUGGACUGGAGAUGACCGCGUGUUCUUCUUCAACCCCACCAUGCAGCUGUCAGUGUGGGAGCGGCCGCUGGACCUGCGGCACCGCGGGGACAUCAAGCGGCUGCUCGAGGACCCCCCGCACAAACGCAAGCUGGAGGCGGCAGCAACAGACAAAUGUGUGAGCUCUUGUCCAGGGGAUGAAAAUGAUGACCUGAGCAUCAAAACAAAGAGAAAUAAUUUCGAGCUGAAACCAGGACAUCCUGUGCAAAGAAGGUUAAAUGCAGUUUUUAUUCUUCCACCCCAGGAAUCGUGCCCAGGGUUCCUCAGCUCCCUCCCCAUGCCUGUGAAAUGCCCUGCCCCUGGUCUGUGCCCCCAGGUGUCGGCGUUCUCCACCUGGGAGAAGGAGCUGCACAAGAUCGUGUUCGACCCCCGCUACCUCCUGCUCAACCCCGAGGAGAGGAGGCAGAUUUUCGAGCAGUUUGUCAAGACCCGGGUCAGGGAGGAGUACAAAGAGAAGAAGAACAAGUUGCUGUUGGCCAAGGAAGAAUUCAAGAAGCUUCUGGAAGAAUCCAAGUUAUCCCCAAGGACAACCUUCAAGGAAUUCGCGGAGAAGCACGGCCGGGACCAGCGCUUCCGCCUCGUGCAGAAGAAGAAGGACCAGGAGCAUUUUUUCAAUCAGUUCAUCCUCAUUCUCAAAAAGAGGGACAAGGAGAACAGGAUAAGGCUACGGAAAAUGAGAUAAAAGCGGCAGUGAAGGCACAGUGGCUGCGGGAGGGGAUCCCAAGGAUGCUCGGGGUCCAGGAGUGGCAGAUCCCGAGGGAAAAUCUCCUCUGGAAGGAGCCCCUGCAGCAGCCAGUGCAGCUGGGGAGGCUCUUCUGCAGCAAUGGGAAGGAUCUUUCGUUCUCAAAGAAUUAAUGUUUCAUAUUGAAGCUCUCUUUUGUACAACAUCCCGAGUUCGAUGCAUUUCUAAUUGCCGUGAUAUGUCGAUCCCUUAAUUGUUUUAAUUAUGCAAAAUUACUUGUAAUAUACACAAGUUACGACUCCAAUGCAGAUUUAUAAUUAAGCAGAAGCAGAUGCCAUCCAGAGCGAUCUCAAGGCGUUUUCCAUCAUUCCGGGGAAUUCUCUCAAGCAAUCUUUUUGGCAACUCUGCAUUUGCACCAAGUGUGGGGGGUCUGGUGGUGUGCAGGACCCGCUCCCGCUGCUCAUCCGUCUCUGUCCAGUCCUCUGAGUAGUAGUGAUCAGCUUUUAAUCGUUAAUCUUGGUGAAGAGUGUGACAAUCUUGGCACAUGUUCCAUCCAGAACUUCCCGUGGGCCCCUGAGCCUUCCAACCCCAGUUCUGUGGUGAAGCCAUCCCAGUCGGAUUUGGGUUCUGUUCCUGUGCGUGAAGAGUCUGCAUGAGAUUUUUCUCAUCAUAUUUGUAUAAAUAAAUAUUUAACUUUUGUAAUUAUGAA
Sturnus vulgaris (Common starling) is the source of this 1820-nucleotide messenger RNA. Lineage: Eukaryota; Metazoa; Chordata; Aves; Passeriformes; Sturnidae. The record is from RefSeq and is a predicted model, not a curated record.